Messenger RNA from Parnassius apollo (apollo), 1623 nucleotides. NCBI's taxonomy places the organism in Eukaryota, Metazoa, Arthropoda, Insecta, Lepidoptera, Papilionidae. The record is from the annotation of a GenBank genome assembly.
AUGUCGGUAAUAUUAAGAGGAUUAUGGCAGGGUUAUGGAUACUUAGUUGAGAACGCAGCCGAUCCACUUUCAAAAAACUGGUUUUUAGUUUCAAGUCCUCUAGUUCUUGUUGUGAUCCUAGCCUUUUAUAAUUAUUUUUGCACCACAAUCGGACCUUCGUUAAUGGAAAAUAGAAAGCCACUUGUAUUUAAAAAUGUCUUGAAAGCGUAUAAUUUAUUUCAUAUUAUAUUAAGUGCAUAUAUUUUUUACGAGGCUACUGUCGUAAUGUUUUUCACGGACUUCAAUUUUUUUUGUCAAAGCGUACAUAGCUCAAGUGAUCUUAAUGCUCUGCGGAUUGUGUCAGGAGUUUGGUGGUAUUAUAUGGCAAAAUUGACGGAGCUAUUCGAUACAGUAUUCUUCGUUUUAAGGAAGUCUUAUAGACAAAUAUCGUUCUUGCAUCUUUAUCAUCAUACAGUAAUGGCCUUCGCAAGCUGGCUGGCUGUCAAAUUUUAUCCAGGGGGCCAAGCUUUAUUUGUUGGUUGGCUUAAUUGUUUUGUACACAUUGUAAUGUACACAUAUUACUUUAUAUCUGGCUUGGGACCAAAAUAUAAAAAAUACCUGUGGUGGAAGCGAUACCUAACUAUAAUGCAAAUAGUACAAUUCGCUUUGAUAAGUUUGCAAAACAUAAUCAGUUUAUUUUUUGACUGUGGAUAUCCGAUAGUUAUUAAAAUGUUAUUAAUUGCUGGGACAAGUGCAUUCACAUCAACCCACCGCCCGCAGGCAGAUGCCAGCGGCACGGCGCCCACCGCAGACCAACUGGCUGCCGAACUAUCACAACCGCCGCUAAAGGAUUGUUCAUCCUUUGUGGCCCAGCCUUACUCUGGUGUGCGCAACGUUAUCUGGGAAGCGUUUGCCAGACAGUCUUUAGAUAAUGAUACUACUGACACAAUGAUUCAGCUGUUAUCUAAUUACACAAUGCGGCAAUAUAAUACAAAUUAUGGUUUUCGUUUUUCGAUAAAAUUGGCUUGGGGCUGGGACUACAAAUGGGUCUGUGAGCCCAUUGAUUAUUCCGAAAACCAUAAAGCAAUCAAAAUAGCUUACCUGGUUUAUGCUUAUUAUUUAUUAAAGAUCGUUGACCUCGCAGACACUAUAUUUUUUGUAUUAAGGAAAAAAGUUAAUCAAGUUUCAUUCCUUCACGUGUAUCAUCACACCGGUAUGGUCAUAUUAACAUGGGGUGGUGCAACGUACUUUCCAGGUGGGCACGGCACUUCCGUCGGAGUAAUAAACAGUUUUGUUCAUGUUGUAAUGUAUUCUUAUUAUUUAUUGACUGUAGCUUUUCCCAGCAUCAAGAAAUCACUGUGGUGGAAAAAAUAUAUAACGGAGCUACAAAUUCUACAACUUGUUUUGAACACCAUCCAUAUGAGUACUAUCGUAUUCAAGCCGGACUGUGAAUAUCCCAGGUGGACCGCUGCAAUAUUUCUCCCACAGAAUAUAUUUAUGCUCAUGCUGUUUUUUGAUUUUUAUGUCAAUGCUUAUGUUAGAAAACCUAAACCUGUAGUCAGAUCUCAUGUUGUUGAUGAGACGUGUGGCGUUAACGAAACUGUUAGAGAAAAUAAUGUCCAAUAUAAAAAGAAAAUACAAUAA